Molecule: messenger RNA, 3962 nt
Organism: Closterium sp. NIES-67
Lineage: Eukaryota; Viridiplantae; Streptophyta; Zygnematophyceae; Desmidiales; Closteriaceae
Source: the annotation of a GenBank genome assembly
CAUUUCCGAAGUCAGUGUUCGUUUGUUACAGUGUAGUCAACCCUGCAGCAAGGUCGAUGAAAACUACAAAGUCUGAGAGUAGCCCGACUUGAGAAGUCAGCUUGGUUAGCUGGUGUCGAGGUUGCUGGUGCUGGUGUCUCUCCAGCCUUCAUUCGCCUUGGUGUCCUCCUCGUCAUCAACCCUAAUUCUGAGCUGACUGCCGGGCGUAGUUGUUGCAGGCGCUUGUUGUCGAAAUCAGUUUCCCGCGCUUUUUAUUCCCAGUUUCUCCCGCCGUCGAGAAAAGUGAUCGUUUCCGGCCAGUGAGCUGGUCGCUUUCCUAAAGUUAAAUUACUGCCAGUUCAAUUCCUAAACUCGCGAGCAAGGUUAGGUUUUUCUCCGUUUCGCGUCGUCCCCUGCAAUGCCGCGCGUUGCAUCGUAUAACGUUCCCAACGAUACACUCCAUCGCCACUAAAGCGAUUGUCACUGCUAAUUCCUGAAGUCCCCCGAGCGCCUGGUCCAAUUUACUUCAUUGUUGACCCCCCCAUAAGUCACAUUGGUUAUGGUCACCAUCGCUUAAGAUGCAGUACCACUCCGAGCAAUCAUCCGGCCUCCCCCCGCAUAAGAGCGGCAGCCGUCGCCGCGCAUCCGUCUCGUCCGUCAGUCCGCUCGAGCUGCGCCUGCAGGAGUUUAACCUAGUCGGGGGAACCGGACUCGGGGGAAGCAUAAUCGAGCGCGGAAGCAGCAAGCAUGCAGGUUCUAGCGGCGUAGGGUUACCGGUUCGCAACGCUUCUCCGCAAAGCGUCGCCAACCAUGCGGAGUCGCCCGGCCACAUCUCAGACGGCCGCGGCUCCAGCGGCUAUUCGUCCCAAGAAGGGCGGCGCCGGCGGAAGUCCGCCGAUAAUGUCGCCGCCGAGGCGCGGCCCGCGUUAGCCGGACUUAGUCUUACCGGUUCAGGCGGUGCGCACAAGGCUCCUCCUUCCAAUUCGGAAAACAGCAGCGUCAGCAGAAGCAGAAGCAGAAGCGGGAGCGGAAGCGGAAGCGGAUUAGGAGGAGCGAUCAGACAGCCGACGCUGGAAUCGCAACGGAAUGGGGUAAACAACAGCAGCAGUAAUAGCAGCCUUAAUAGCGCCGUCGACCCGCGCUUGCCGCUGGUCAACACGCCUGACUCCAUACCGUCGGAUGCGGACGGGGCUCGGUUCCCGCCCAAGCCUGCAGCGAGCACGCACUUUCCGCCGUACAGCGCGGCGGAAAUUGCGGCGGCGAUUGCGGCGAUCAACAGCGGCGCUGCGUACUGCAAGCCGCGGUACCAGUUCUGCCCGAACUGCGGGUUUCAGCUGGUGGAAAACCCGAUAAUAGAGCCCAUCUUAAAGCCCGUUGUACCCGCUAUGGCGGAGGAGGAGACGGACUCGGAGCAAGACGCCGACGACGCGAGUGAGGUGUCCGUGCCACUUGUCAAAGCGCCAUUGGCGAACGCCAAGGCGAAGCCCAAGAAGGGGAAGGGCAGAGCGGCGGCGUCCGCGGGGCACAAUCACGCGGAGAGGCCGCGCAGGCGGUCUUCCGCCGAGCACAGCGGCAGCAGCGGCGGGGGGGAAUCCGACAUCGGCGGAGCUUUUGCCGCGGGGAGGGCGGGCUCUGUCGGAGGGGACGCGGAAGAGCCGGGCGCGCGGAGGCCGCCCGCUGCGUUCCCCCCGUCCGCAUCUACCUCGUCCUCUGCAGGGGGGAAGGAGGGGAGCCGCAUGGAGCGGCUCCGCGCGCCCGAGGUGGGGCAGCGGCAGGUGCUCCGCCACAUGGAAAAGGGCGGCGGCCCUGCCGCGGGAGGCGGAAAGGGCCGCCAUAGGCGCAUCGGGAGCGUGGACCACAAUAUUUAUUCCGCCGCCAUGCCUCUAACGAAGGGCAGGCUAGGGGGCGCAGGGGGAGGGGCAGCAGGAAGAGAUCAUGGGUACGGGGAGGGGGCGGGGGCGGAAGCGGACGGGGGCGGGAUUGGCGCGGGGGGAAGGGGGAUAGCUUCCCCCGUUCAGGAGGAUGACGGCGAGGGGACAGAGCGGAGCUCGCCGACGGGAUCCGCCAUGUCUGACGUGUCCGCGGCUACAGGCCGCGACGCGCCAGGUGGCGGCGCGAUCAGCGGCUCGAGCGCCGUCAGCGCCGCGAUAUCCGCCCACAGAAAGCGGCUGGGGAUUGGGGGGGGAAACGAGUGGGGGAGUGAGCGCGGGAGCGAGAGAGGGAGCGAGAGGGGGAGCGCGGCGGGAUCGCCUAGAGGGUCUGCAGGCGCGGGGUCCCCCCGAAAAACCGCUAUAGGGCUGAAGAAGCUGCAGUUAAGAGUCGAUAUCGCGGCUGACGAUAGCGGGGACGAGGGGAGGGAGGUGAAGCUGGUGGCGGUAGGCCCGCCCCCCGGGAGGUCGGUGAAAGAGCGGUCGGGACUUCGGAGGGAGGGGAGUAGCGUGAGCCGAGGAGUGAGUGAGGGAGUGAGUGAGGGAUUGGCGGGCAGAUUAGGUCGAGAAGAGGGGGGUGGAGCAGGAGCAGCAGCAGCAGGAGCAGCAGCAGGGGGAACGGCUGCUCUAGCACCGCUGAUGGUGGCGGCACCAGUGGGUGCAGCAGCGCCAGUAGGCGUAUCCGGCCCGGUGGCUGUAGCGGGGCCGGUGGCGGCGCUACAGAAGAAGGCGCAGCACCGGCGCAUCUCGUCGUGGGUGGACGGGGGCAACCUGCGGCACACGGACUUCAUCCUGCGCAAGCCGUACCGCGAGGUCACCGAGGUGUUCGACGUGCAGGAGGAGGAGCUUGGCGUCGGGCAGUUCGGGGUGAUCCGGUCGUGUGUUAAUAGAGUCACGGGGGCUCUGCUGGCAUGCAAAACGAUCAGCAAAGAGAGAAUCGUGUGUCCCGAGGAUGCGGACGAUGUGCGGAAGGAGGUGCAGCUGAUGCAGCAGCUGAGGGGCCAUCCGAACAUCAUCGACCUCUAUGAGACGUUUGAGGACAGCAAGCAUGUGCACUUGGUGAUGGAGAUCUGUAAAGGUGGCGAGCUCUUUGACCGCAUCAAACUCCGGGGGCAAUACAGCGAGCGCAACGCAGCUUUGGUGUGCCAGACGCUGGUGGAGGCGCUGCUGUACUGCCACUCCAACGGCAUCACCCACCGGGAUGUGAAGCCGGAGAACAUCCUGCUCAUGCACAAGGACGAUGAUACCAACAUCAAAGUCAUCGACUUUGGGGUCGCCACACGGUUCAGGCAUGGCGAGCCCCUGACUGAGUUUGUGGGCACGCCAUACUACAUGGCCCCAGAGGUGCUCACCGGCUCGUACGGCCCCGAGGCGGACAUCUGGUCUGCGGGGAUCGUCCUGUACAUCAUGCUGUGCGGCUUCCCGCCCUUCUGGGCGGCGAGCAACGAGGGCAUCUUCGACGCCAUCAGGCGCAAGGAGCUGCAGUUCAAAUCCGCCAAGUGGAAGAACGUGGGCGAGGGGGCAAAGGAUUUAAUAAGGAGCAUUCUCGUGAAGGACCCCAAGAAGAGGAUGUCAGCGCUUGAGCUGCUCGGUCACCCUUGGAUCGUGCAGUACUCCACAUAGCAACGGCGCCAAGCUACCCCAUGACAAUAACACAGGCGCCACCAUCAGUGCAUAACAUUCCCCCACAUCGCGUUUUUGUGCUUGCAUCAGCAAAGAAUCGUCACACUACCGGUUUUUUUAUCUAUCCCUUGACGGCCGUUUGGUCGCAUGGAGGGGGAGACACCAGUAUGAUUUGGCGCAAAAACAUUGGCCAGUAUGAUGUGUGCGUUGACCAAUGUCCGCACCAUGGCUCACUGCUGGCAUGCGCUACCAACCAAUCUAUGCAGCUCUUGCACAGAUGGAAUGGAAGCUAUUCUUUUGUUCCGCAAUGGCCACAAAACCUUGGGGAUCUAAUCCAAUGACGCCCUUAGCUUUUUGCUAGAAAUUGGGGAGCUUUAUAUAGAGGAAACGGUUCUUUUUUAUGGCUAACUUGAAUAACUUACUGUUUGCUUG